AAAGAGAAGCAGCAGAAAGCUAGCCCUGAACACCGGAACAUCAUGAAGAUCCUCCUGGAAAAUUUAGGUUUGGCAGAGUGUUAUGGCAAGAAACUCACUCUCCACAGACUGCUACAGAUCAACAAGAAGAGUGUGACAGAUGUGCCUGUCCAGUCCCUUUCAGAUCUGCCAUGGCUGUUCUUGAAGAGACUUAUGUUGCUACAAAGGACAGCGAGGAGUGUUAAGUGUUCCUCAAUAGAUGGGGCAGAAGAUUCAGAUUGGGAUGAUGAUCAGGAUAGUACUGAAUCAGAUUGUCCUCAGUUAGUAAACCCUUUAGAUGUUUUGACUGCUGUGUUCCUUUGUUCUGACAGUUUUCUUCAGCAGGAAAUGAUCAUGAAAAUGUCCAUGUGUCAGUUUGCGAUUCCUCUGCUGCUUCCAAACAGUGAUAGCAAUCAGAUCAUGCUUAUGCUUUGGGCAAUGAGAGAUAUUGUGAAAAAAUACAGACCACACUCCCUGUCAGAUGCAAGUGGAUUUGUGGAAGAAAGGAUUGUUCUCUCAAACCUACCGUUAGUGUCUUUUGUGAGACUUGGCAGGUGCAACAUUUCCAAAUCAGAAAUUCUGAAUAAAGUGCUCAGCAAUCCACAGCAAUACACUGAUACCUUUGUGCACUUAAACAUGGGUUGUGGAAACAUUAAGAAGAAAAUAUCAAAUGGCUUGGUUGAGAUGGCCUGGUAUCUUCCUUGUGGAAAUGAAAACAUUGAUGUCUUUCCUGAGCCAAUAGCAAUUGCAAACUUGAGAGGUGACAUCCUGAACUUUGAAACACAGUUCUCUUUUCUUUGUGAGGCUUCAACUGCUGUGUUUGUGUUCUUUGAAUCCCAGCUUUUAGAAACACAGUUCAUUUCAGUGUCCAGUCAAAAACCUACGCCUCAGCUAUUUUUUGUGGGAGACUCCAACAACAACAGCAUAAAGGCUACUGUCAAGAAGCUCAAUCUAAAGAAAAGCAAUUUCAUCUUUAAAGCCAGCCAAAAUGAUGCAGACUUUGUUCACAAAAUUCAGAGCAAGUUGCGAGACACAAUUAAUAACAAUCAUCACAAAACCUCAGUUAUUCGUUUAGCUGAGAUUGCACGAAAUCUGAGAAUCUUGGUGGACGAGGAUAGUAAAGAAUGUCAGCGUGCAAAAAAAAUUGCAGAUGAAAUCACAUCAAAAAUAGAGGAUAUAGUGCAGUUCAAGAAGCAGGAGCUGCCCUUGCAAGGAGAGAUCUUGAUGAAACUGGCUAAGUUAGAGAAGGAGGAAUACCGACUGAAGAACAUUGGUGAUAAGAAGAAUGAUGACUACAAAAAGGAACUUAAGAAUCAGAAAAAGAAACUCAGAGAAGAGCAAUACAGGAAAGACAUAUCUUUCACUAUGAGCUGCUUCAUCAGUGCAAUAUCAACACCAGAAAGGGACUACUUCUUAAAAUGGUUGAGAAUCGCUCUAGAGAAUCGAUCCCAUGAAGUACUGCCUAAACUCAGAGAACUGUACAAACAGAAAUGUCAAGAUAUUUGUGGAAACAAGACAGAAAUUGCUGAGCUUGAUAAAAAGAUUUCAAACAGUUCUUUAGGAGUGGAGCAUUUCAUUCGAGAGAUGAGCCAGCUUUACGAGGCUGCAGUCUCGCUUCCAGAAUAUGCACCUAACCGAAAACAGCUGGAGCACUUACCUAGACUCUGUGCUGAACUACUAUUGGGUGGAUUUUCACUUGAACUGGUGGAUGGAGAUUCUUCAAAUAUCCCUGAAAAAUGGCUUUCUGGUGUGUUUUAUGAAUUAAACAGAAUGGUUGAACCCAAAAACAAGAUUAAGAUUGUCACAGUUUUGGGCGUCCAGAGUUCAGGAAAGUCAACGCUGCUGAACACCAUGUUUGGAGUUCAGUUUGCAGUAAGCAGUGGAAGGUGCACCAGGGGAGCCUUUAUGCAGCUCAUUAAAGUAGCAGAUGAUCGCCAAGCAGAACUCAAAUGUGAUUAUAUAGUGAUAAUUGACACUGAAGGACUGAAAUCCCCUGAGCUCGCACAACUGGACAACAGCCAUGAACAUGACAAUGAGUUGGCAACUAUUGUUGUUGGACUGAGUGAUGUAACAAUUGUCAACAUUGCAAUGGAGAAUUCAACAGAGAUGAAAGACAUUUUACAGAUCAUUGUUCAUGCCUUCCUCAGGAUGAAGGAGAUAGGAAAGAAACACACGUGUUUGUUUGUACACCAGAAUGUUGCUGAUGUCUCGGCUCAUGUUUCAAACAUGAGAGACCGUAAAUUUCUGUUGGAACAGCUGGAUGAAAUGACAAAAGCUGCAGCCAAAAUGGAGAAAAAACUGGAAUUCAGCAAAUUUACAGAUGUGUUGAAAUAUGACACUGCGACGGGUGACCACUACAUCCCUGGAUUGUGGCAUGGAAACCCCCCAAUGGCCCCAGUGAGUAUUGGCUAUAGUGAGUCUGUGUAUAAUCUCAAAAAACAUAUAAUGGAAAUCUUCAAAAGUUACGAGUCCUACAACAUCAAUGAAUUUCUUAAAUGGACCAAAGACUUGUGGACUGCUGUGAAAUUUGAAAACUUCAUCUUCAGUUUCAGGAAUAGUCUGGUGGCUGAUGCAUACAUGAAACUGUGCACAGAGUUCAACAAAUGGGACUGGACACUGAGAAAGCAAAUGCAUUCAUGGGCGUUAGAAGCUGAAACCAAGAUCUUAAACCAUGGAAAAUUUGAAAACUCUGAGUCCGUUGAAGAUGUUCGUAGUCGUUUACUACGGGAAACAGAAGCUAAGCUUUCAAAAGGACAAAAAGAAAUUAUUGACAAGAUCAAAUCAUACUAUCAACAAAGAGAAGGUCAUGUUGAACUGGUGGAAAAUUAUCGACAAGACUUUAUAAACUCUGCCACGUCUUUGAAGAUGGAACUUUCAAAUUCUGUCACAAGCAAACUGGAUGCCGCUGUUUCACGUCGAAAUGGAAUGAUCAAAGUGGAAGGAAUCAAAAAGACAUACAUGGACACAAUGGAGAAGAAAGUGCUAAACUUGCUGAAAAACUGUCGUAAGAACGACACAGACAUGUCAGAUGAUAAGCUGGAUGAAGCAUUUGAAAAAAUGUGGCGUGAGACUGUCAAUACACUGGCAGGCACAGGGCUCAAACAACAAGAUAUCAAGACAAAAGUUCUUCUUCAUUUGAUGAUGAGUCUUAAAUCUAGAGGAAGUUCAAUGGCUCAAAGCUUAGACAAAGUGAAAGAUUUAAACAGUCAUGGCCAUGGAGACUUUGUUGUCAAAAAUGACGGGUUAUUGAGCACCAUAUUGAAAUUUUUCUCUGCUCAGAAGAUCAAGAAUGUCCAAGAGAUGUCAGACAACCUUAUCAGAGAUUGUUGGGAAUUUGUUAAAGCAAAGAGGGAAAGUAAGGAUGAUUAUGAUGACACAUACAUCAGAAGAAUUCUUAACAUGAUUGAUGAGAAACUUAAGGAUAAUGAAGAUCUCAAGCUAAAGGAAGAUUUUGAGCUGUCCCUUAAACUGCACAUAUGUGGCUUCGCAAGUAGAGAAUUUCAAGAGAUUCACAAUAAAUUCAUCAAGCAAAACAACCCACGAACAGCCUUGGAGAACUUCAAACAAACAUACCGCUCUGACUUCAUUGACCUUUACCGUGAACAAGACCAGUGUCAGAGGAAAGCUGAUGAAUUCAUGAAAAACUGCCUAAAACCUGCCUUGGAAAGAUAUAUUUCAGAGAACUUGGGCAUGAAAAUGGCAGACAAGAUGGUGACUGGUGAAAACUCAGCAAUUUUCGGAACAAGGACAACAUUUCAGAUUUCAGUCUUGAAAAAUCUUCUUGAUAAAUUUAAAUUUGAAACAUAUUUGCAUUUCAUCUCAUCAUAUGAAACGUUUGUUAAAACCUUUAUUUUGGACAAAAUCAAAAAGCACUUUUCAGAAGAGAACAGAAUGUUCACAUUGGAGGAGAAUAUCGUCAAUGAAGUCAUCAGUGAAAUUAAAAAGGCUAUUGAAGAGGCAGGUCAAGACCCAAAGAUAAAUGACAUCAAGGGAUUUAUUGAGAACUUUUGUAAAAAACUUGAAAAAAAGUUUGUUUUUCCCAAGGACGCAGUGGACAAAAUCAGCACACUGAACAAUGCAAAUCUAAAAAGAUUUGCUGAAUGCCUUCAAUGUUCUGUAAUGGACAUGGAUAAAUCACUGAAAGUGAGUUUCCAAGCAAUAGAUUUUCAAAGCAAAAUAUAUCGUCUUGAAACCAAACCACAGGAUGUGCUUUUCCAACGAGUACAUGGCUGUGGGAAACAGUGUCCAUUCUGUAAAGCACCAUGUGAGGCUGGAGGAGACAAACACACUAAACACUUUGUCUCAAUCCACAGACCAGAAGGUCUCGGCCGCUACAGAUUUGAUGAUUCUAAAAAACUAGUGACCGACAUCUGCUCUUCUUCAGUACACGGCAACUCAAGCUUUAAGUGCGGAGACACCAAGGAUCAGUGGCAUCCAUAUAAAGAAUACAGCAAAAUCUAUCCAGACUGGCGAAUCGAUCCAGACCCCAGCAUAGAGGCCUCAGCAUACUGGAAAUACGUGAUGGCAGAAUUCAAUGAGCAGUUUGCAGAGAAGUACAAUGCAAAGCCUGCAGAAAUACCCUGGGGAAAAAUCACAAAGGCAGAUGCAGAGAAAUGCCUAAACAUCAAUUAACUACCUCUCUGACCUCUGUUUAAAUCAGUUUGGUAUGAUGUUAAGAAAACUCAAAACUCACACCUUAAAAUCCAAGUAUCCAUGACUAUUAACUAUGACAACAAAUGAAGAAAAAAAACCCUGCUGGUUUCAAUAUUAAUCAUCGCAUAUCCUGAAUAAUGCAUGAGUGCCAUUAUACAAAAAGUUGCUUGCACUUGCUCUUGCCUUGUAAUAAGACAACAUGAAAAAUAAUUAAACUUUUUUUUUUUUCAAUAAAAUAAAGAUGUAAACCUUUAGUACUAAUUCAAAUGUUAUAGUAUACUCUUAGUGACAAAUUAUUAUUUUACAUGCAUUAAUUAUUUUGUUUUGUUGACAUUCAUGACAUCUUAGAUUUUCUUUUAAAUGUUUGAAAGAAAAAUUUUGAGCUUCAAAUCUUACUCUUGGAUUUUUAUUCAUGUACUAUACGUAUAACUGAGCUUAUUUCUGAGCUAUGUUUGUGAUUGUGUAUAUUAUAUUGGGUUGUGAUUGUGAAUUUGAUUUUGGUUUGUGAUUGUGAAUUUGAUUUUGGUUUGUGACUGUGAAUCUGAUUUUGAUAAGAGUGGUUGCUCUAUGACAUAAAGGCAUGUCUGUAUCAGUGAGGUCACAACACUGCUGACAUCUGGAUCAGUUUAAUUAACAUUUGAAGCAUUUGCUAAUCACAUGAAAUCAAUGUAACCUGAAUAAAUAUUGCUGGCAUCAGAGUUGUUUUGUAACUUUUAUUGUUAAUAAUAUACUGUCUAUCUUGCAUCUACAAUUGAACAAAGUCACCACCAUUAAACAAUCUAAAGAUAUUGAUUUAAUAUAUUAUAUCCUCCUAUCGAACACCUUGGGAUGAGAAUGCGUUGGUUUACCAUGUUAAACUCCCUCCCCCAUAAGCACUGCUCUCAACACAGUGUCAUACUGUCACUAUGCAAACAAUUUAUGAAUAAUUAAUGAACUUUGUGUGUGACAGUUGUCUCUGCACAAGUAAUGAACCAAUAAUGAGCAGUGAAUUAAGUGGAAGGUCUUAUGCUCCCAGUCUCCCUCUGCUGGACAGGCCGUUGUGUAACACGUUCAUUGUUGCUUCGCAUGGUGUGUGUCCUGUGCUGAGAAUUCUUAAGGUAAAUUAUGGUAAUUUCUUUCUUAAUUUGUAAUGUUACUUUUCCAAAAUGACACAAACUCAAUGAUAAAUUCAUCCCACAGUUGGAACUUGCAGGGCGUAGCCUUCAAAAUAAGACAUUAAUUUCUCCCUUUGGGUAUGGACUAAUUUCUCCCAUCAUGGUUUGCUUGCCUUGUUGGUUUACUUACUGCAAUCUGAUCUUCCCUGUAUUGAUUGACCGCUUUACAUGCGUUUCUCAGGUGUGUUAUUCUCACAUGUCAACAAUAAAGUCCCAAUGUGUAUUUUUAUCCUCA
Molecule: messenger RNA, 6060 nt
Organism: Pimephales promelas (fathead minnow)
Lineage: Eukaryota; Metazoa; Chordata; Actinopteri; Cypriniformes; Leuciscidae
Source: RefSeq, a predicted model, not a curated record